AGUUGCAUUUAUCGUUGAUCCUCUCCCUUCUAAUCUAACGCCGACGACCGAGGCAAGCUCUGAGCUGUAAGACCUCACCACUUAUCAGUAGUUCAUCAUGCCUUCUCGCUCAGUCAUCAUUACAUACACUACUCACCCGCCAUCAUCCCCGCUUCUCGCUUCUGCCAUCAAGGGUAUACGUGCCCAGCUUCCUCUGCGCAAUCUCCACUGGAAGCCAUCUACACGCACCUCCAUUCGAACGAUUCAGGAGCUUGACGUCCGGUUCAUAGAAUUAGGCGAAGCUGGAAGUCUAGGGAAAGAACCAGGUGGAAGUGUGCUGGAGAGCCCGUUGGUUCACUUGUGUCUUGUCGCUUGCGAGAAUGACGAAGUUUACAAGAACCAAACACGCUCAUUCAUACGCGACUGGCAGUCUCUCCUUGCAGCGAAGAAAGGAGCCUACGUGCCUAUGAUUGUGCUCGUUAACCCGUCUACAACAGGAGGAUCUGGGAAGAAUGUGUUUGGCAGGGACAAAGGCGUCUUCGGGAAGCUCAAAGCAGACUUCAAUCUGAAUAAGAAGGAGCGAUGUGUCCAGCUUAAUCUCCCUCCAGAAGGGACCAUCGAUCCGACGGUCUGGCCAGAUGUGAUGAAUAAGCUUAAAAAGAGCAUCAUCUCAGCCUUCGACAACGUGAUAGUAGAGCGCGAGGAAGACGUCAAGCGCGGAGAGGCGCAGAGGUUGACGGUGGGAUGGAACUUUUGCACAUGGUUCCUGCUCAAGGAAUCUCUUGCCUACUCUUUCGAAGGCGUCAACCUCUACGAGGAUGCCCUCAUCGUGUAUGAGGAAUUAGAGGCUGCCUUUUUCCAGGUCCUCAAGGAACAAAACCUGUCUUGGUUUGGGAAGCUAGGAGCUACAGGCCCUAAAGAUGAUUCGCUACCGAUUCUGGACACCGACACCCGACCGUAUCGCGAGUUACUCCAAAAGAGCUCCAUUUCGAUCUUCGAUUUCCGGAUAUACGUCUUUGCGAGGCAGGCUCAACUAUUGGGAAAGAUCGGCCGUAUCACAGAAAUCGCAAAACGUGGUCAAUGGUUCGUCGCAAGUCUAGCUAGGCGAUUAAGAGAGAACGAGGCGGAUCUGGCUGAACAUUUCAUCGAAUCCUGGACUUACUCGACCUGUAUGAACAUCGUGCAGAAUUGCGACGAAUGGUCACGGAUAGACCGACCCAACGGUGAUUACUCGGGCUUGAUAGCGUAUGAAAGUGCGAGAUCGGAACUCUUGGACAUUGCGAGAGUCCAGACUGAGCGGAUCGGAGUAGCGAGUGGUCAUCUGCCAAACGUCUACCCUUUCGCGCCCUCGUCUGCUCUCAGCACGGCAGCUGAUAAUGUUCUAUUUGAAUCCUCCGAGUCAGGCUCGACAAACGGCGAGGCUGUACAUUCAGAGCCUCGUUCGACCCUGUCAAAUCGACUCUUACUGGACGCUAUGAAGGACACGAGGACGUACAGAGAGAUGUACGCCCAUUUGACACGCAAGGCCGUAUCAGCAUACGAAGCAUGUGGAAAGCAUAACUCGGUCAUACGGUUGAAAGCCGAUCUCGCAACACUGGCAUUGCUCGACGAGAAUUGGAAGCUGGCUUACGACCUCUGUCGGCAUCUUGCAAAAGACUGUGCAGAUUUAGAGGUCUGGGAUAAAGUCGCCGGACGAGCGCUUGCUGGAGCCUUACGAGCUCAUCGACACCUGGGCUUGGCUUUUGACGAAGAUUGGGUCAAUCUCGCGCUAGCUUAUCUCCGCGUCUGUGCCCUGUCAAAUGGAGAGGGUGAACUGGAGACUGUCCGAGAAGAAGUACAAGAGGUCUUGGCGGAUCUCGCACAAAGCAAUAUUCAGCUGGCUGCCACUGCUCAUCCUGCUUUCAGCGUCCAGAUACUGGACAGUCAGUCUGCCCAGUCAGAUUCUACAGACAUAUCGACUCUGCGGAUCGGGAUCACGAAUGAGCUGCUUUCGCAAGUCGAAUCAUCUUCCAUUUUGCUUGAGCUGGAGGAUUCUGCCGGUGAACAGAUUCUGUACAGCUGUGCAUCCACGCAGAUACCGCCUGGUAACUCGUCUCAUGCUUUGAGGUGCACCACGUCCAUCCAAGGUAUUUUCUAUUUACGCUGUGCGAGGCUAUACAUUGGUGCGGUCGAGCUGGUGUAUCUUGUCGACGACCCUUCCUUGUCUAUUCACAUCCGUCGACAUUCUCACGGCCCGUCUCUGGAGAUGAAGCUGCCAUCUAUCGUUGCUCUUGACAAGGAUCAAAAAGUCUUUGUGGAAGUUACGGCUGGCGAAUGGCCAAUCUCAGGGAUGAAAGUUGUCGUUGAAAGCUUCGAACCCGAGGUCAGCUUCGCAAUGUCUCGUGCCGAAGGAUCUGGAAGCACCAUUUCCGCAUCGGAGAAUGAAAUCCUCAUUGGCGAUUUGAAUCCGAGAGCAUCCACGAGCUUUCUCGUCCCGUAUCAUUCGGAAGCCCACAAUGAUCGGAUACGGGCAAGCAUCCGCUUGCAGUACGAGACGGAAGGACACAGCAGAAAUUACAUCGAUACUCAAACUCUGUCAACCGCCCUCCCUCUCACAGUCAACGUCCAAGACUUCUUCCGGCCAACUUUUCUCGUUUCACACUUCACCAUCGCCUCGGAUGGCAGACGCCAUCUCCGGGUGAGAUCCGUCGAACUUUUAGCGGAUGAGAAUUCGGGUCAUGAAGUGACGAGCGCAGUGAAGGGAGCGACGUCGCCGUCGGUGAUUGUACCGCCUUUCCAGCCCCUCUCGUGUCUAUUCAGGAUUCGCCGAAAUUCAUCCUAUGAGCCCAGUGCAGAUCCACCAGUCCUGCGUCUGGUCAUCAGCUAUACAUCUCUGGAUGAGGAGUUCGAAACUAUCUUGCACUCCACACUCAAGAAGGGGAAAUUUCCGGCUGCUCUGAUGAAAUCGGUCCGAGCCUUGCUGAAUGAUUCCUCUGCCUGGUUGCAGCAAUAUCUCGUAUCCAGCGAUGCCGCCGAGGUCUGCAAAAGUACCUUGAAGUCGUUUGCUCCUCCCGAAGACAUAUCAGAAGCAGAUAUGGAGUCGUUCGCCAAGACAGUCGAGGCAUCGAGAGAAAAUUCUCUGCCAUGGAGACGCUUGGAGAUACCGGUCGAGUUGCCAGGUCAGCGACUCCUCACGAUGGCACACUUUGAACAUGCUGAUGGUGCUGCAUCGGUGUACGAAGGACGAGCCAUAUCUUUGAUUCUGCACUUGACAUCCUAUUUUGACUGGCUGGACGAGGUUUCGCGGGACCUCAGGCUGUUCUUCGAUAUUCAGGUCAAUGGAGACGACUGGAUCGUGUUGGGCAAAAAGAAAGGCUUCUACAUGCCUCGGCGAUCCCAAAACGAUACGUUCAGUAUCGUCCUCGUCCCCGUGAGAGCGGGACGGCUCAAUCUACCCGUCGUUCAAAUUCAUCCUGUCAAUCCGAAAGAUUCCGCAGACGGAUCUUUGAUCUGCGAAACAUACGUUGACAAUGCUGCCGAGAGCAUCGAGGUGUUCCCAGCCAAGAGUAGUGCGAUGGCUCUCAUACCAAUGUAGAUCACUGCGGAUCAUCUUGCGCCGCUCGUGUCUUCCCUGAGAUGUUAUCCUAAUCAUUUCAUACCGCCGCCCAGACCGGAUCCGAAUAAUGUUCCAGACGCAGAUCUUAGUAACAUGAUCCUGAUUCAAACAACUUGCUCAGGGGAGAUGUGAUAGGCUACUCUAAUGGAUUGAUACACAGGGGC
Molecule: messenger RNA, 3738 nt
Organism: Kockovaella imperatae
Lineage: Eukaryota; Fungi; Basidiomycota; Tremellomycetes; Tremellales; Cuniculitremaceae
Product: trafficking protein particle complex subunit 10
Exons: 21
Coding region: 98-3553 (1151 amino acids)
Biological process (GO): early endosome to Golgi transport; intra-Golgi vesicle-mediated transport
Cellular component (GO): TRAPPII protein complex
Source: RefSeq, a predicted model, not a curated record